GAAGCAGAGAGACCAGAGGAAGAAAAAGAUAGUGCUCCACCCCCACCUGGAAAUGAAGAGGAAGCUGCAGAAAAUGGCGUUGUGAAAACGAAGGUGGCAGAGGCUGAGGAUGACAGUGAUAGUGAUAGUGAUGAUGAUGAAGAUGAUGUUCAAGUCACCAUAGGGGAUAUUAAAACAGGAGCUCCACAGUAUGGAAGUUACGGAGCGGCACCUGUGAAUCUCAAUAUUAAGACAGGAGGACGAGCUUAUGGAUCUUCUGGUGCAAAGGUUAAAGGGGUGGAUCUAGAUGCAUCAGGGAGUAUUAAUGGUGUGCCACUUCUGGAAGUAGAUUUAGAUUCUUUCGAAGAUAAACCUUGGAGAAAGCCAGGGGCUGAUCUCUCUGAUUAUUUCAACUAUGGGUUCAAUGAAGAUACCUGGAAAGCUUACUGUGAAAAACAAAAGAGAAUACGAAUGGGUCUUGAAAUUUUACCAGUUACCUCAACCACAAAUAAAAUUACGGCUGAAGACAAUGCUAUGGAAGUAAGACCAAGUGCAGAGAUUCUCGAUGGCAGAUACCAUCUUUUUAAGGUACAGCAGGGCAGAACUGGAAAUUUGGAGAAAGAGUUGGCAGUGCAGUCGACCAAAGCUGAUUUCACAUCUCCUCCUGCCUUAUUCAAAUCAGGAAUUCCAACAAACAGAAUCAGCACCUCUUCUCAGUCACAGACAAGCACUGCCUCCAGAAAAGCCAGUUCAGGCAUCAGAAAGUGGCAAGACCACUGGGGAGGAUCGGAGAGCAGGCGAUUAUCAGGCACAAUAGAUGUGAUUGGACAGACCAUCACUAUCAGCAGGGUGGAAGGACGACGGCGAGCUAAUGAAAACAGCAACAUACAGGUUCUUUCAGAACGAUCUAAUCCUGAAGUAGACAAUUUUACCAAGCCACCUCCAUUUUUCCCUCCAGGAGCUCCACCUACCCACCUUCCACCACCUCCUUUCCUCCCACCCCCUCCAACUGUCAGUACUGCUCCACCUCUUAUUCCCCCACCAGGUAUACCAAUAACAGUGCCACCACCAGGCUUCCCACCACCACCUGGCGGUCCUCCACCUUCCCUCAUACCCACAAUAGAAAGUGGACAUUCUUCUGGCUAUGAUGGUCGUUCCGUUCGUGCAUUUUCAUAUGGCAGUGUCACCUUUCCGCACCUUGCAGGUUCUGCUCCUUCUUGGUCUAGUCUUAUGGACACCAGCAAACAGUGGGAUUACUAUGCACGAAGAGAGAAGGAUAGGGAACGUGAGAGAGAGCGAUCCCGAGAUCGGGAUCGUGACCGGGACCGAGACAGAGAUCGAGAACGUACCAGAGACAGGGAAAGGGACCGAGAUCACAGUCCAACUCCAAGUGUGUUCAACAG
Messenger RNA from Phaethon lepturus (White-tailed tropicbird), 1382 nucleotides. Its product is annotated as pre-mRNA 3'-end-processing factor FIP1-like. The transcript is spliced from 17 exons. The record is from RefSeq and is a predicted model, not a curated record. Gene Ontology annotation, cellular component: mRNA cleavage and polyadenylation specificity factor complex. NCBI's taxonomy places the organism in Eukaryota, Metazoa, Chordata, Aves, Phaethontiformes, Phaethontidae. Gene Ontology annotation, molecular function: RNA binding. The annotation marks the transcript as partial.